Alternaria postmessia is the source of this 1062-nucleotide messenger RNA. RefSeq lists its product as uncharacterized. Lineage: Eukaryota; Fungi; Ascomycota; Dothideomycetes; Pleosporales; Pleosporaceae. Bases 1 to 1062 code for a protein of 353 amino acids. The record is from RefSeq and is a predicted model, not a curated record. The transcript is spliced from 3 exons.
AUGGCCAACGCUAACGCUGCAGUGAGCCAGAGUGCCGUCGCCGUAGGUCUAGAGGCUCUGAAGAAUAACGAUGUAGACUUUUCUCUACUCGAAGAUGCCUUCGGAUCGUCUAGCUUGGGCAUUAUAGUUGUAAAGGAUCUGCCUUCCAAAUUCCAUGAGCUGCGACAUAAAUUAUUGUCAUACGCCUCUGCUCUGGGAAAUCUACCAGAAGACGAGUUAGCCAAACUUGAAUCGCCGGCAUCCAAAUGGCUAGUUGGCUGGAGCUGUGGAAAAGAGACCCUCAAGGACGGCAGAUAUGACACCCUCAAGGGCUCAUACUACGUCAACUGUGCCAAUGGUUUCGAAGAGCAGCAGAAGUCAUUCGCUGAAAAGUACCCAUCCUUCCCAGAGUACACGGCGCCCAACGUUUGGCCUUCCCAAGAGCUCCUCCCAGGCUUCGAGGACACCUUCCGUGAGCUAUGCACUCUCAUCAUCGACAUAGCCGCAUUGGUUGCCCGUGCCUGCGACAAGUACGCCGAAGCCAAUAUCGACGGCUACCAGAAAGGGUACCUUGAGCAUGUAGUCAAGACAAGUGUCUCGACCAAAGCCAGACUACUGCACUACUUCCCCAGCCCCUCGUCAGUCCCCGACACAUCCAGUGGUGAUGAGGACGACUGGUGUGCCACUCAUCUUGAUCAUGGUUGUCUCACAGGUCUCACCUCGGCCAUGUUUGUCGAUGAAGCCGUCAGUCCUCCAAAGACCGGUACAUCAUUCGCGCCUCUUCAGGAACUUGACCGCUCACCGGAUCCCAAGGCGGGUCUCUACAUUCACUCCCGCACCGGUACUGUCACAAAGGUCAGCAUACCCCGCGACUGCCUCGCUUUCCAGACUGGCGAAGCACUGGAGAUCAUCACAAAGGGCAAGUUCAAAGCUGUGCCUCAUUUUGUAAGAGGUGCUGCAGCUGGAGGAAAAGUAGCGAGAAACACACUAGCCGUGUUUACGCAGCCGAAUCUGUGGGAAAAGGUUGACGAGAAGAGAGACUUUGCGGCCUUUGCCAAGGAAAUUGUUGAGAAGAACCACUGA